Sclerotinia sclerotiorum 1980 UF-70 is the source of this 276-nucleotide messenger RNA. RefSeq lists its product with no specific name. The record is from RefSeq and is a predicted model, not a curated record. The coding region runs from base 1 to 276 and encodes 91 amino acids. The transcript has 3 exons. NCBI's taxonomy places the organism in Eukaryota, Fungi, Ascomycota, Leotiomycetes, Helotiales, Sclerotiniaceae.
AUGAUAUGCGAGGGAGGUAUGAAGGAAGCAGAUUUUGAGAAGAUAACAUUGAGAUCUGAGGUAGGGGGAAUGGAUAACCCCAACCCCAAACCCAAACCCGGGCAGGCAGGCAGGCAAAUAGCUAAAUCCCACUCACAUUCCGUACCCUUACCCUCCUCCUCCUCCUCCUCCUCCUUAUCAUCAUCAUCAUCACCUAAAACACCUACUAUAUCACAACAAAUAUUCCGUGGUAUUGGUAUUGGUGUUGUUGAGGGUAAAGGAGAAGAAGAAAGUUGA